Molecule: messenger RNA, 939 nt
Organism: Leptopilina boulardi
Lineage: Eukaryota; Metazoa; Arthropoda; Insecta; Hymenoptera; Figitidae
Product: RNA transcription, translation and transport factor protein
Exons: 4
Coding region: 89-835 (248 amino acids)
Biological process (GO): tRNA splicing, via endonucleolytic cleavage and ligation
Cellular component (GO): tRNA-splicing ligase complex
Molecular function (GO): RNA binding
Source: RefSeq, a predicted model, not a curated record
UACACGUACUUUCUUAUCACGCAAAGUUCAAAUUUUUCUUCUUUUUAUACAUAAAAAUACUCAAAAUUGAUAUUAUAAACUUAAAGUUAUGUUUCGUAGAAGAUUAAAAGCUUUAGAUUUUGAAGAUUGGGACAAGUUUAAUGGAAACGACUCAGGUGAAGUUCGUCAUCUUGUAUUGUGGUUGGAAGAUCAAAAAAUUCGCUACCACAAACCCGAAGGUCGAACUGCAUUACGCGAAAUUGAAUCAAACAAUUGGCCAAAAGCAUUUGAUGAAUAUUGCAAAGAACUUGGAUGUCCAGUGAAAACUUCUUUGCUUGAUAAAGUUGAAUGGCUCGUGGGUCAAGCGAUUCGUUACGAAUACGAGGAUAAUCAAAAAGUAUGUCAAGAUAUUUUAAGUAAUAAAUUAAACAAAAAAACUGAAAUCAUCGCUCCUACAGUUAAAUCAACAAAUCCAUUGGACAGUUUAGAUUUCGACAGUAAAGAAUUCAAGGAAGGAGUGAGCGCUUUGGCGAAAUUGUUGGACAUUCAAGAACAUCCAGAUCAUCUAAUAACAUUAGAGGCAUGCAGUAAACUUGUCUCUAAGAAAUUAAGUCCAUCGAUUGUAAAAAAUCCAAAUGCCUUUAUACCCGAAGGCAAAGCGUUUCCAAUUUUAGAACAAAAAAUUGGUCCCGAUAUGAAGGAUCCAGUUUUAAAUAAAGCCUCAAGAAUUCUUCAACUUCUCUAUAUUCAAGAUCUUCGCGAAUUGCAAACGAAAAUCAACGAAUCCAUUGUCAGUGUUCAAUCAAUAACUGCAAAUCCAAAAACCGAUACAAAAUUGGGAAAAGUUGGAUUUUAAAAAAUUAGUACGUAAUUUAAUUAUCAUAUUAUAUAAUUUCAAAAAUUAUCCAAGUGAAAAUUUUUUUUAUAAAUUUUAAAAAUAAAUUUAAAUACUUCACGAUA